GGCAUUUCUGGUUCCAGCCAUCUGCCAGCGAGUCUCAUGUGCAUUCAUGUCCCUCUCUUCUCUCUGUCCUGUCUUCUCUGCCCCCUCUUCCUCUCUGCAGGUUCACUUGCUGAAGGACCAGUUGGCUGCUGAGGCCGCAGCACGGCUGGAAGCCCAGGCUCGCGUGCACCAGCUCCUGCUGCAGAACAAGGACAUGCUCCAGCACAUCUCUCUGCUGGUCAAGCAGGUGCAGGAGCUGGAGCUGAAGCUGUCAGGACAGAACGCCAUGGGCUCACAGGACAGCUUGCUGGAGAUCACCUUUCGCUCUGGAGCCCUGCCUGUGCUCUGUGACCCCACGACCCCUAAGCCAGAGGACCUGCACUCGCCACCGCUGGGCGCGGGCUUGGCUGACUUUGCCCACCCAGCGGGCAGCCCCUUAGUUGACCACAGCAUGUUUGAGAAUUUGAACACAGCCCUCACUCCAAAGCUCCAGGCCAGCCGCUCCUUCCCCCACCUAUCCAGGCCUGCGGCUCCGGGCUCUGCCGAGCCUGGUGGGCCGGGGCUCUGGGUGGGCAGCAGCCAGCACCUCAAGAACCUGGGCAAGGCCAUGGGGGCCAAAGUGAAUGACUUCCUGCGGAGAAAGGAGCCCCCAAGCCUCGGCAGUGUGGGUGUGAUGGAGAUCAACAAGACUGCAGGGGCCCAGCUGGCCAGGGGUGCUGACGUGGCCUCGGGGGCCUGGCUGGAGGAUGAGACGUCAUUCCCGCAGGAAGCGUUCCCCCGGCUGGACCCUCCGCCUCCCAUAACCAGAAAGCGAACCCCUCGCGCCCUGAAGACUACCCAGGACAUGCUGAUUUCAUCGCAGCCUGUCCUCAGCAGUCUGGAGUACGGGACAGAGCCAUCAUCCGGGCAGCCCCAGGACAACCCUCCCACUGCCCAGCCUGUCCCAGCAGACGCUUCACAGCUAGAGGCCACCAUGGAAGUCGGAGAGAAGGGCGAGGUUCUGUCCAACGGAGAGGUUUCCCUGUCGGUACCCGACCUCAUCCACAAGGACAGCCAGGACGAAUCCAAGCUAAAGACGACGGAGCAUAGAAGGGCCUCCUCCCCUGGCCUCAUCGAGCAGAAUGGCCUCAAACUCAGCUUGAGCCCCAUCAGCCUGGCUGAGUCCUGGGAGGACAGCAGCCCUCCUCCUCGGGCACGGACCUCCAGCCUUGACAACGAGGGCCCCCACCCAGACCUGCUGUCCUUUGAGUAGAGCCUCUUCUCUUUCCUGCUAAGUGCCACCUCCUCUUCCUGUUGCAUCCUCUUCUGCUGUGCACACUGGCCCCCGCCCCAGUUCUGCCAUGCCUUUUGCCUCCUUGCGUGGGACACCAGCAGAGGCCCGCCC
Molecule: messenger RNA, 1363 nt
Organism: Carlito syrichta (Philippine tarsier)
Lineage: Eukaryota; Metazoa; Chordata; Mammalia; Primates; Tarsiidae
Gene: CUNH1orf226
Product: chromosome unknown C1orf226 homolog
Exons: 4
Coding region: 47-1231 (394 amino acids)
Molecular function (GO): nitric-oxide synthase binding
Source: RefSeq, a predicted model, not a curated record